AUGAUUGAUGUGGAUGAAUAUAAGGCCAGAGACAAUUUUCCUGACCAGUCUUUAAGACUUCAUUAUGACUUUUAUCUAUAGGAUGACGAAAUCGAGAUGGUAGAUGCUGACAUGGACAUUGAUGCGGGUGAAAAGAAAGAUCCCCUUGCCGAGUACAAGGAUGAUUUGUACGUGUACUGCAAGGAUGUAGAGAUUUCUUUUUGCGCUCCACCAAACUACAUGAGCAGUCAACUUGAUAUCAAUGAAAGAAUGCGACGGGUUCUGAUUGACUGGUUAAUUGAGGUACAUGACAAGUUCAGUUUGAGGCCGGAGACCCUAUAUUUGACUGUCAAUCUGAUGGACAGGUUCUUAGCUGUUCAACAAAUCACAAGGAAAAAGUUGCAGCUGGUUGGGGUCACCGCAAUGCUUAUUGCAAGCAAAUAUGAAGAAAUCUCAGCACCUUCUGUCGAAGAUCUCAUCUCGAUAACUGACAGAGCCUUCACCAGAACUGAGGUUCUUCAAAUGGAGAUUUUGAUGGUCAACAAGCUUCAGUUUGACCUUUCCAUUCCAACUGUGUAUGUAUUUGUGAGGAGGUUCCUGGAAGCUGCCAAAUCUGGCAAUGAGAUGGAGCGCCUUGCAUUUUAUAUGAUCGACCUUUGCCUGGUCGAGUAUCAGAUGCUCAAGUUUCCACCAUCUAUGUUAGCAGCAGCUGCUGUUUUCACUGCGCAGUGUACUCUCGGGAAGGCAGCUGAAUGGAGCACGCUGAGCGAGCAACUUACAGAUUACAAGAAUCAUGAACUAAAGGAAUGCUCGCAGCUGAUGGUUGGAUUUCAUCGCAGGGCCGCGGCAGGCAAAGUAACAGCUGUUUUCAGGAAGUACAACUCGUACAAAUAUGGAUAUGCUGCAAGCGCAGAGCCUGCACAUUUUCUGUUGGAUCCUUCCAUUUCAUCUGUUUUGUCUAGCCAUCGGGCGGCAACCUGAGUCCAGGAAGCCAACAACGCCGACCCGCAACGGCACCGUUUCAAUCCCCCCGUUCCUCGAACCCCGGAAUCC
Molecule: messenger RNA, 1032 nt
Organism: Daucus carota subsp. sativus
Lineage: Eukaryota; Viridiplantae; Streptophyta; Magnoliopsida; Apiales; Apiaceae
Product: G2/mitotic-specific cyclin-2
Exons: 7
Biological process (GO): mitotic cell cycle phase transition; regulation of cyclin-dependent protein serine/threonine kinase activity
Cellular component (GO): nucleus; cyclin-dependent protein kinase holoenzyme complex; cytoplasm
Molecular function (GO): cyclin-dependent protein serine/threonine kinase regulator activity
Source: RefSeq, a predicted model, not a curated record